Molecule: messenger RNA, 1456 nt
Organism: Zophobas morio
Lineage: Eukaryota; Metazoa; Arthropoda; Insecta; Coleoptera; Tenebrionidae
Gene: Rpt1
Product: 26S proteasome regulatory subunit 7
Exons: 5
Coding region: 116-1420 (434 amino acids)
Biological process (GO): proteasome-mediated ubiquitin-dependent protein catabolic process
Cellular component (GO): proteasome regulatory particle, base subcomplex
Molecular function (GO): proteasome-activating activity; ATP binding; ATP hydrolysis activity
Source: RefSeq, a predicted model, not a curated record
ACAGUUGGCACCGCAAAACCCACCAAAACAACCCCACAAACGUCAAUCCUGAAAAUUUUGCUUGUAAUCGUCAAGACAAUUCAAGUUGUGUUAAAACACCCGAAAAGUCGCAAAAAUGCCUGACCACUUAGGAGAAGACAUGCGAAAAGUCAAAACCGACAAAGAAGAACCCGAGAAGGAAAUUAAAUCCCUCGACGAAGGCGACAUCGCCCUUUUGAAGUCAUACGGCCAGGGUCAAUACACCAAAACCAUAAAAACCGUCGAGGACGACAUCCAGACUAUAAUUAAACGGGUGAACGAACUCACGGGAAUAAAAGAGUCAGAUACGGGCUUAGCCCCACCGGCGUUAUGGGACUUGGCAGCCGAUAAACAAACCCUGCAGAAUGAACAACCGCUGCAGGUGGCUCGGUGCACUAAAAUUAUCAAUGCAGACACCGACGACCCCAAGUACAUCAUCAACGUGAAGCAGUUCGCCAAGUUUGUGGUGGAUUUGGCGGAUUCGGUGGCCCCCACGGAUAUUGAGGAAGGCAUGAGAGUUGGGGUGGACCGCAACAAGUACCAAAUCCACAUCCCCCUCCCCCCGAAAAUCGACCCCACUGUCACUAUGAUGCAAGUGGAGGAGAAGCCUGACGUCACUUAUAGUGAUGUGGGGGGCUGCAAGGAGCAAAUCGAGAAGUUGCGCGAAGUCGUGGAAACCCCCCUACUCCACCCCGAGAAAUUCGUCAAGCUUGGGAUUGAGCCCCCAAAAGGCGUUCUUCUGUUCGGGCCUCCAGGUACCGGCAAGACCCUCUGCGCCCGCGCCGUGGCUAAUCGCACCGACGCGUGCUUCAUCCGCGUCAUCGGCUCCGAGCUGGUGCAAAAGUACGUCGGCGAAGGCGCCCGAAUGGUCCGGGAGUUGUUUGAGAUGGCCCGCUCUAAGAAAGCUUGUUUGAUUUUCUUUGACGAGAUCGACGCUAUUGGGGGGGCGCGGUUCGACGAUGGAGCUGGGGGCGACAACGAGGUCCAGAGGACCAUGCUGGAGCUGAUUAACCAGCUGGACGGGUUCGACCCCAGAGGGAAUAUCAAGGUCUUAAUGGCCACUAACCGUCCCGAUACUUUGGACCCCGCGCUCAUGCGCCCCGGGCGCUUGGACCGGAAGGUGGAGUUCGGGUUACCGGACCUGGAGGGGCGCACCCACAUUUUUAAGAUCCACGCGCGGUCGAUGAGCGUGGAGAGGGAUAUUCGGUUUGAGCUGUUGGCUAGACUGUGCCCGAACUCCACGGGGGCGGAGAUCCGGAGCGUGUGCACGGAGGCGGGGAUGUUUGCUAUUAGGGCGAGGAGGAAGGUGGCGACGGAGAAGGAUUUUCUAGAGGCCGUUAAUAAGGUUAUCAAGUCGUAUGCGAAGUUCUCGGCCACGCCGAGGUACAUGACUUACAAUUAGGUUUUUUUUAGUGACUCUAAAUAUAAUUUUUUCGAA